AUGAGCUCAAACUGCUACUUUGAUUUACCCGUCUCAAGGGUUAACAGAAUCCUUCGCCCUUUGCGCAACAAAUGUGCACUUCUUGCAUCUACCACAUCCUCAUCUUCACGACGCUCUCGCGCAGCGAACCCUAUCACUUACUCAUCCAACUCCCCCUCGUCACAAUGGCAAGCGGACGACCACCCACCUCUGGCAAUACUUCAGACCCCCCAGCACCUCGUAUCUCGCGUGCAUCUUGAUCGUCAUAGUCUCGGAAACUUGGACCUUUCGCGGAAGAUCUAUGCCGUUGUUGAUGCUUUCAAGAACGUUCUGCAGGCCUCUUUUGGAGCUGAACGGGAUGAAGGAGAGAAGACAGCAUUUCUGAGCUUGACGGAUAUUUGUGCAGCAGUCGUUGGAGAGAAUGUGCAGGCUGAGGUUGAAUGGACGGCGGAAGACGACGACGACGAAGAGGACAUCGAGGAGGAUGCGGAGAGGGCGAUAGUUGAUGACAUCUACGAAGCUGUCCCUUCACGCUUCCGAAGAUGGACUCUUGUUGCUCAUGCACUGUCGAUCGUCAUGGACCAAUGCCCACACCAUAUUACGCUCAUGACCUGCAUCCUCGACAUGACAAUCGCACACCGCCUACCACAUGAAUCUCGCCUUCUUCUCCACUCUCUUCUCGCAGUAGCACUCAGCCCGACGCGUGGCAUGCCUGCACCUCCCAUCUGCCAUCCCGCACACACUUCCUACCUCAAACAACUAUGCGCCAAGUGGACUUCCAACAAUACCGAAGGAGACGUUGGAUUAUCAACAUUCUUUUCCGAGAGGACCUUCGCGCGAAUUCUUGCUGACGUCAUGGCUGAUGUUGCUAUCGCAGAGGUUUGGACAUGCAAGGCCGUGUCCAGAUUUGCUCGCCAAGUCCAGUCGAGCGACUUCCUCGCUUUCCUGCCCUUGAUGGAUUCGUUAGUUCAGGUGGUGGCUCGGAAGGCACAUAUUCUGAAUACAAGACGAAAGUAUAGCAAGAAGUCCGCCGAGAUUUCGCCACAUGACGAUGAUGACGCCGUUCAGCUCUGUGAUCGUUUGACGAGGUGGCUACAGGUCUCCGCUUCUCGGCCUGUUUUGAGUCUCGAAGACGCUGGGCCAACAAAUGACGCCGACUCACCGGAGGAAAUUUGGUGCAUCAUCAAUAUCCUCAGCCAUGUUCAGCCUAUUGCAUUAUAUUCUUUUCCUCGAGACUCAAAAGUCGAAGACCCCUAUCGCGAAGUCCAAGAUGCCUUGGUCAAUCUGACAACACGGAUCAUUUCCUCCCCCUUCUUCCCUUCUUGCAGUCCCAAACAAUCAGCCUGUCUCCUCGACAUCGUACAGUCUAUCAAACCCCUCACCUCAACCUAUGACGGGCUCGUCAAACAAGCUUUCCCUGGCUCUUCAGCGGACUCAGCAUCUCCGCCACCGACAACAAGACCACCGCUGCAGGCCAGCCUGCGGGUAUUGCAUACUUACGCGACCUCCUUGAGGAACAACUCUCUCGGGGCUCUGGAAGCGUCUCUCUGGACCUGCGCCCUCCGAUAUUUCGAGCGGGAAGUCACGCUUUCUUCCCCCGCUGAUGCUCGCGAAACAGGACGCAUCAGGAAUCAACUCAUGGACGCCGUCAGUGAGGCAGAGCAGAGGCUUUGCGGAGCUACCCCCUCCACACAGGCGUCCCAGUCCACCGCAUCGGGCGACGAGCUGGAGGCGGAAAGCGCACCGGCUGGUGAGUGGGAAUGGGAGGAGAUGAUUGGUAGCUUCGUGCGCAAAUCGCCGUUGCUCGUGAAGACGGCACGUCCUGGUGUCAGUACUUUGAACAGGCGGAUGAGAACGAGGUCGUCCGCUCUUACGCAGGAGCCUAUAUCGGCACCGGUCUUCCGAACCCAAACGGCUGUGGCAUCGACAUCCAGGUCUUCCUCCACGAUGGCUGCUCGUGCUGCUCCCGUCCCCAUCAGUCACGAGACGGGCAAGAGGACGAAGUCGACGCCGUCGCUUUCGACGUCCGCUCCAGUCAAGCAGUCGAGCAACGUCAGGCCUCCGCGUUCCGUGCGUUCUGCUACACCGGGACCCUCGAGACCAUCCACCUCACAGACGUCCUCGAUUCCUGAAUCUCCCGGUCGCAGGCCAGUGAAGAAGCAAAAGCGCGAGCAUGGCGCUACUCACACCAUUCCAAUCAAGGCCGUAGCCAAGCUGUCCAAGACGUCAGCCCAUCAAUAUGCCUCAGCCCCUGUCCUUCGACGAACCCCUUCCUCGCAUUCUGCAUUUUCUUCCGCGUCAUCGUCGACGAAAACACUCGCCUCCACCACACAUUCCUCCGCUUCCUCGGCAUCCAUGUCCCAGGGCUCAAGAUCUAUCACGCCUCCCACCGAUGUCGAGGACAAGGCCGAAGACGAAGAUGAAGACGACGAAGACGAGGACGAUUUCGACAACCUGCUCACGCCGACGAAGAAGUUGAAGACGCGGAAAUUGACGAAUUUCAGGUCUAUGCUCGCGGAUUCGCAUAUGAACGCCAUAUGUUUGCAUCCCGAGAGGGCUUUGGCGAGGAAGCAAGCUCUGGCGCAGACUUCGGCAUCUGCUCCCCCUAUCAUUACGAGGAGAACCGGUGGUACUGGGAAGAGGCCGCCUGCGCCGAAGUCGUUCAGUCCGAGUCCAAGUCGGGAGCGUAGUCCAAGUCCUGCUCCGCGUCCUGCGAGUGCUCUGAAGCGUGCUCCGAGGUAUGCGUACGAGUACGGGCAUAGUGAAAGUUCGGAGUCGGAGUAUGGCGGUGGCGGUGGUAGUCGCGGUGGUGGUAGUGAUGUUUUGGAUGAGUAUGAGGAUGAGGAGGAUGAGGAGUUGGAUAGGAUUAGAGGCAGAAUGUCGAUAGGGCAUGAGUCGAUGUCCUCGGACGACGUGUUAGACCUUUUUGCAUAUGAUGAUUCUGUGUGAUUGGUUCACCGCAUCGAAUCUUGGUUUCAUGAUAGAGCACACCUAUACGCACAUAUAUUUGUUUGGUUUUAUGUCUGCACACCAUUCUACACGACUGAUCAUAUACCUUUUCUCCCCGCCAAUGUUAUAUAUCGUGUACGAGUUCACUUGUAAGCUACAC
Stereum hirsutum FP-91666 SS1 is the source of this 3088-nucleotide messenger RNA. RefSeq lists its product as uncharacterized. NCBI's taxonomy places the organism in Eukaryota, Fungi, Basidiomycota, Agaricomycetes, Russulales, Stereaceae. The record is from RefSeq and is a predicted model, not a curated record. The coding region runs from base 1 to 2928 and encodes 975 amino acids. The transcript has 2 exons.